CAACUUCAGAUGCAAGCAUCUUCGACGUCACAGUGUUCGAACGCCACUCAGAAAUUGCAGGAAUUUGGAACUUCACUUCGCCCACCGAAGACGAUUUUCAAACACCGAUGUAUCCAGGUCUCGAGACGAACGUACCCCGCACCAUGAUGACCUACAAAUACUGUCCAUAUCUAGAAGAUGUCUCCCUAUUUCCAACUCACGAUAAAAUCAAACAGUAUCUCGAGGAUCACUCGACAGACAUUGGCGAUUACAUCAAUUUGAAUUCGGAAACGACAUGAGUUACUAAGGUGACGAAGAAUUACCAGUGGAAAUGGAAAGUGGAGGUUGCCAAUACAGUUAGAGGAACGAGGGCAACAGCGUUAUACUUUGAUUGUGUUGUUGUUGCCACUGGAACUUUCAACACUUUCCACAUGCCGCCGGAGCUGGAUUGGGACUUUUGGGAAGCGGCGUACCCGGGAAGCAUCAUUCAUUCUGGAGAUUUCAGAGAUGCUCAAGAUUUCGAAGACAAGAAAGUAGUGAUAAUUGGCGGCGGUCCCUCAUACUUCGACAUCGCAAAACGCAUCUCACCUUAUGUCAAAGGCGACAUUCUCAUCUCGACCAAGAAACGUUUGCCAAUGCUUAGCAGCCCGAACCAGAGAAAUGUGUCCAGUCCCAUGCAACUUCUACUCGAAGAAAGAGGGGUUGCGUUCGUGAACGACGAAAGGGAGCAUAACAUCGACAUCAUUCUCCUCUGUACAGGUUAUGAGUACGAGUACCCAUUCAUUCCAAAGCUGAAAGUGAGCAAAGACGGGAAGAGCCUUCUCGAUGUGUGGAAGCAGAUGUUCUGGAUCCAGGACCCCACUUUGGCAUUCGUUGGACUUCCAAAGAUGAGUGCUAUAUUCACCGUUGUUGAGGCACAAAGUGCCUACGUUGCAAGAGCGCUGUCCGGUCGUAUAACCAUACCAAGUAAGCCUGGCAUGCAGAAUGAACUCAAGCAGGAAAGAAAGGCAAGCCAACCAGCUGAAGGUGUCGUGGUCAACGGAUUCCAUGAUUUCAACUACCCGAAGGACAAGAAGUAUAUCAAUCAACUGUUCAAGGCAAGCAGUAAGGCGGACAAGGAAGGAAGGGUUGGAAAGCAACCUCCUAGGUUUGAUGCAGGCUGGUAAAGCAGUCAGCUAGCUGAUCAGUCGACUGAUAAGUGAUCAGUUAAAGCCAAUCAGUUAGCGAUUUUAAAU
Molecule: messenger RNA, 1214 nt
Organism: Mollisia scopiformis
Lineage: Eukaryota; Fungi; Ascomycota; Leotiomycetes; Helotiales; Mollisiaceae
Exons: 2
Coding region: 411-1145 (244 amino acids)
Molecular function (GO): NADP binding; N,N-dimethylaniline monooxygenase activity; flavin adenine dinucleotide binding
Source: RefSeq, a predicted model, not a curated record